Myripristis murdjan (pinecone soldierfish) is the source of this 2823-nucleotide messenger RNA. It is a transcript of the gene hoxa3a, whose product is annotated as homeobox A3a. The record is from RefSeq and is a predicted model, not a curated record. The coding region runs from base 565 to 1836 and encodes 423 amino acids. Gene Ontology annotation, molecular function: RNA polymerase II cis-regulatory region sequence-specific DNA binding; DNA-binding transcription factor activity, RNA polymerase II-specific. Lineage: Eukaryota; Metazoa; Chordata; Actinopteri; Holocentriformes; Holocentridae. The transcript is spliced from 4 exons. Gene Ontology annotation, cellular component: nucleus. Gene Ontology annotation, biological process: embryonic skeletal system morphogenesis; anterior/posterior pattern specification; regulation of transcription by RNA polymerase II.
UUCCAAACUGAUCCGUUUCUCCUCAGGGGCAAUGACUGCCUCCAUUAAUGAUUCACGGGCUCAAAUAAAAGGGAUUUAAGUUGACGUUGCGUCACGUGAGCGGGGCGCAUAAUACUGCGCUGUGUUAUGGCACGGGGAAGAAAACCGGAGCCCCGGUCUAGCCAUAUGAUGCUGAUUAUAUGCGGGUUACCCCCACUUUCCGUGAGGGGAGUCCGGGCUUUGUAGUUUUUUAUCGAAGGGAGAAAAAGAAAGAGGGAGAGAGGCAGACACAGAGAGAGAGGAUCCCGGUUUUGUGGAUGGUAUUAUACUCCUGUCACGGACGGAUAUGUUUUUCCACGCGGACAGAGUCAGAGCCCAUGCUUUGGGAGGAUGGAUUUUAUUUUGAGAAUUCCAACGAAGUAAACCCAGGCCAUCGCACGGUCUUCGAGACACUCUGUUCUGCCUUCGGUUCACCCGAGGAGGCCAUUGGCGGAGAGGCGUCACGUGACCACGGGGUGCCAAUGUUAUUCUACAAGGGUGUCAAGACCCUGUCAGUUUCUGAAAUAAAUAUUGGGAAACGGCGAGAUGCAAAAGGCAACCUACUACGACAGCUCCGCAAUUUACAGUGGCUACCCGUAUCAAAGCGCAAAUGGUUUCAGUUAUGAUGCCAAUCAGGUCCAAUAUCCCCGGGCCUCUCAUGUGGAAAGUGAGUACCAUCGACCUGCCUGCUCCCUGCAGUCUCCUGACGGCUCCGUGGCCCUGCAGAAGCCGGGGGAGAUGGCGGAGAGCUGCGACAGGACCACAGCCAUUCAGGCGGCGCAGUCCACAGUUCAUCCCGAAAGCAAUCAACCGCAGGUGCCGGUGUCAGGCCCACCCCCUCCUCCACAAUCACCCGGUGCUAUCAGCCAAAACACGAGCAACGGGGCCAGCCAGCCCAGUGCUAAGAAUGGUUCCCCGACGUCCACAACUCGCAGCAAGCAGAUCUUCCCCUGGAUGAAGGAAUCCCGUCAGAACACCAAGCAGAAACCCGCCAGUAGCUCCAGCUCAGUGGAGAGUUGCCCCGGAGACAAGAGCCCUCCGGGGUCAGCAGCAUCGAAGAGGGCCCGGACAGCUUACACCAGCGCCCAGCUCGUGGAGCUGGAGAAGGAGUUCCACUUUAAUCGGUACCUCUGUCGGCCCCGGAGAGUAGAGAUGGCCAACCUGCUCAACCUCACAGAGAGGCAGAUCAAAAUUUGGUUCCAGAACCGCAGGAUGAAGUACAAGAAGGAUCAGAAAGGCGUCGGGAUGAUGCCUUCCCCCGGUGGGCAGUCCCCUCGGAGUCCAGUGGGGCCGGCCUCCGGUGGCGGUGGAGGAGGAGGGGGAGGAGGUGGCGGAGGAUACCUCAACUCUAUGCAUUCUCUUGUAAACAGUGUACCUUAUGAAUCCCAGUCGCCGACGUCUUACAAUAAACCCCAUCAAAAUGCAUACGGUAUGGCCACGUCAUAUCCCCCUCCUUUGAACAGCUCCCUCAACAACUGCCCGCCCUCCCAGAAGAGGUAUCCUGGGACCGACUCGGCCACGCCCGAGUAUGACGCGCAUCCUCUCCAAGGCAAUGGCAACUACGGGACGCACAUGCAGGGCAGCCCCGUUUAUGUCGGCGGUGGCUACAUCGACUCCAUGCCCAGUUCUGGGGCCUCCGUUUUCGGUCUGACCCACCUCCCGCACCCGCCGUCCGCAAACAUGGACUACAAUGGAGCAAUCACAAUGGGCAACAGUCACCAUCACGGAGUGUGUGAUCCGACCCCGACGUACACAGACCUAACGCCGCACUACUCUCAGGGAAGAAUCCAGGAAGCGCCCAAACUGACGCAUCUGUAGCGGUGGCGCAGCCCGGAUCACUCCGCCCAUUGUCUUGUCCACCUCCAGACACAUUACUGCUUUGUUUCUGCGCCUCCUCAUGGCUUCCACCUUCCCUCUGCUUUUGUUUAUGUUUUCUAUAGUUUGAUGUGUGAAGUAGCGUAGGAAAAAUAAUCACUACUUGCUUGAAUUUUUCUCUAUUUGCUCGUGUCAUUGUCCCACAAAGACCUUUAUCUGGGCUAUAGGACGUCAAGCGCGGGAGGGGGGAGGGGAGGGGGGCACAUUAUAUGCAUAGGCCUAUUUAAUCUUUUUUUUUUUUUUUUUUUUUUUUUUUUUUCUUGUUUUGACAUCGAAAAUCAAACAGGGUAUUAUGAACAAAUCUUAUGGUAUUGUUUUGUUAAUGUGAAUUUGUCCGUCUUUUAUUUAUCCGCAUUUGAAGAACUGUGUUUUGCAUUUUGUUUGCACUUGAAAGGAUCCUCAAGAGCCACGAGUUGGAGUUAUGAGGGAAAUACAUUUUCAGAAGCAGGGUCUUGAGCUUACACGCAGCCUCCCUUGCUUGUGUUGUUCUGUUGGACUUAAUGUUAUUUAUUUUGUUCGGUGCAAAUAUAAGAGUCCUUUAGUAUUAUUUGACAUCCCUGCGCUCUUUGUGUGGGAAGAAGGGCGGUGGAAAUUAGCGUCUCGGCCCUUUCCAGCCCAUAAUUGUAGUCUGCAUAAGCUCCUCAGCAGGACACUGCUAUAUGUUGCUAUUAUGGUUUCCUUUUUUUCUUCUUCUUCUUCGAGGAGGUGUUUUAUUUUCUCAACGAAUGUAAAAUCAAUCAAUCAUGCAAUAAGGGUGGAAAGAAGGACACACGUUACCAGUUUCUUUAUUGAAGAAAAAAGAAACAGAUAUCAUUUUUUUUUCAAUGUCAUACAUUCCAUGCUGCUCCAGUUCGAAGAAAGAAAUAAAUGAAUUGAAAUAUAAUUACAGUAUAUCCUUCGGUUUUAAUUUUGACGCAUCCCAGAAACAUU